Molecule: messenger RNA, 1296 nt
Organism: Symbiodinium necroappetens
Lineage: Eukaryota; Dinophyceae; Suessiales; Symbiodiniaceae
Source: the annotation of a GenBank genome assembly
AUGGAGCAGAACGUCUCGAUUACGACUCUGAAGGAGGCUACGGGCCUGGACGAUCGAUCCAUCCUCUUCGUCCCACUCCUCUUUGCGGUGUACUUCGUGACCGUUGGUCUUGGAACAGCCAUCGUGGCACGGCACACAAAACGAGCCAGAAAGGCGAGGGAAGACCAAGAAGCCAGGGCAGCCGUGACCCCAACUGUGCUGGGCAAUCCGGGCUCCAGCGAUGCAGAGGCAGCCGCGCUGCUGAGCCCGCGCCGAGGGAGGGCGGGGACGUGGGCCUGUCUGGGCCGCAAGAGGUCGGUUCAGAUCUGCUUCGUGUGCACCUACAGUAUUUGCAUGAUCGCCACGGCGGUGAGCCUUGCAACGGGUACCCUGUCCAAGAGGACGGGUCUGCAUUGGGAGUGGUACCUGGGACUUCUCAGCCUCGCGUGCCUGUGGCACUUGCUUCAGGCCCUGUGUCUACCGAAAGAUCACGAAUAUCCCCUGAUGGCUUUUGCUGAGGCAACGCUGGCGGGCAUGGUGCCCUUCAUGUCAGACAACUUUGACACGCUGAAGGAUGUUAUCUUCGGAGGACUCUGCUGGCAGUCGGAACGGCCCGCCGUCAAUGCCAUGGCGUGGCUAAGCUGGCUGUACAUCCCAGCAUUCCACGCCUAUCUCCUUCGGAAAAAGCGGGUGCUCAAUGAACUGUCUAGCCACGUCCUCUCCGUCUGGACGAUGGCGACGGAGACUGAAGAUGCCCAGAGGCAAGAGCCCGAACGGCCCGACGAGACGGAAGGCCCCAAGAAAAGCGGCUGCUUCAGAAGGAUGUGGCAGGACAAGGUGCUUCCCAUCCUCUACCGACAGACGACGCCCACGAAGCAGCAGAUGCUGCUCGUGGAGAACGCCCCGCAGGCGUUCAUGGCGGUGCUGUACACAGCAGCAGAAGGUGGCAGCGUCAUCGUGUCGGUGCUGAACAUCGCGGUGCCGAUUCUGCAGGUGGUCGGAGCCAGGGCUCUCUUCCCACGCCUUCGGGAAGCCGUGGUGCCCUGGUUCGUGAAGAAAAUCAAGUCCGCCAUGAAAGACGAGGAUCCCUUAACCGUGGGACGACUCUGGAAAGAGGCAGACUUGGAGCGGGCUCCAAAGCUGCUGGCUCAUGUCGUGCGUGUCCUCUCCGUCUUCGAUGGCGAGCCUCAGCUCCUGGACUGGUUGGAGUCCAUGACAGGCCCCUUGCUGUGCUUGUCUGGCGUUUUCACAGUCACAGUUUUUGCGAAUGCUGUGCAGGGGACAAGAGCAGGGCACUACGGUACAUCCAGCUCCUGA